Molecule: messenger RNA, 8648 nt
Organism: Synchiropus splendidus (mandarinfish)
Lineage: Eukaryota; Metazoa; Chordata; Actinopteri; Syngnathiformes; Callionymidae
Exons: 21
Coding region: 307-5358 (1683 amino acids)
Biological process (GO): heart development; regulation of gene expression
Cellular component (GO): MLL3/4 complex
Molecular function (GO): histone H3K27me2/H3K27me3 demethylase activity; RNA polymerase II cis-regulatory region sequence-specific DNA binding; chromatin DNA binding
Source: RefSeq, a predicted model, not a curated record
UUCCUUCUCCCUGCAAAACGUGACAGGUUCAAGAAUGACUUCUCUCAUUGGCCCAUUCGUCCGAUUGACAGUUCUUGUUCCCGCCCCGCGAGUCUGCUACGAGGGCUCGAGCAUCGGGAGAGUGGAGUGGAAACAGGAAGAGAAGGAGCAGGGAAGAAAGGAGACUGAGGAGAGGAACGGGUGAGACAAGGUGGUGGAGAGAGACAGGGAGGAAAAGGGGAGCCGAGGGGCGUGUGGACCAAAGGGAGCAAAACAAAUAAAGGUGUGAAGUGGAGGGCCUCCCAUACACAGACCAACACUGGCUGCAUGUAUCAUCCGGCAGAGCUGUACUCUGGUCGUAACACAUGGGACUCCUAUUCUGCUGGGGGACCUAGCAGAGCUAGACCAUGGGCUCCUGCAAACAGGCCAUGGAGUCACGCUGAAAGGUGCCAAGGAAGUCGCAGUCAAACCAAUCAUCCACCGUUAAGUCGUCUUUACAAUCGGGAGGAACGAACAAUUAACCAUGCCCCGGAUAGGAACCACUCUCACAGCUACCGGCAGCCUUUACGCUAUUGGGAGGGCAAAGAACCAGCAUUUGGGGCCCACAACUGGCAUCACAACUCCACACGCUCAUUCCACAACAGAGUGGGCAGCAACAAUGGUUAUCCAAAUGGAGCUGGAAAGCGUUACACAAACUGGGACAGCCAUGUCAGCAAUGCACCGCGAGGAUGCCCUAGGAUGCACCACAACAGCAGAGAGCCUCAGCCUUCACCAGAGAAAUGGGCUCAGUCUGAAUGUCGCAGGAGUUUCCCAGAUCGAAUGAUGAACAACAGACCAGGACCUUGGAAGCGACCAGCCCCACACCAGCAUCAUAAUGAAAGGCACCAGCACAGUCCACCCCCACGUCAACCCUUGUCUCAGAGGGACCAGUGUCUACCCAAGCGGAGUAGAGACUCAUGUCCUGAAGAGAUCCUCUCUGGACUGAAGCCUGCCAGGGAUCCCUCACCAACUCGCCGUCACCACUUCAACAAAGAUGACCUGAAUCCUCCUCAGGACAAGGCAGCUCAUCGCCACUCAAACCACAGGACCUCAGCAACACAGCAACAGGAAACCUCUAAAGUAAGAACUGGAGGACAUGGCUUCAGCCACACAGAAAACCAGAGUGGUGACCGACCACCACAUCUUCAACACAAAGCGGGCAGUUUGCAGAAAACACCGUCUUCACCAGCAGACCACACCCGUGUGCCUUACAGCCAGUCAAAUCAUCAUCACCACGUGCAGCGGCACACAGACCACCACCAAACGCUGCACCACAAGCCACAGUCCUCUGAGGACUACCAGAGACCUCCCAACAAGCUAAGCACAGAACCUCAACAUCAACAUGUAGGGGAUUCAGCCAACUCACAAUCUUCAGGUGCCGACUCGCCCUCAUAUUCAUCCAGGUGUCCCAAAACUGGUAUAUCCACUGUCCACAGUCCUUGCAAACCCUCGAGUCCUGCCCCGUACACACCUGGCAGCAAAGAAGAUCCGUUCCUCUGCCAACAGAAAGCCCAUGGUAGUCCCAAUGGCGGCUCCGGACAGAGCCUGGAAUCAGUCAGCCCUAACAUGGCACAGUCCAGUCUCAACUGCCAUUCGUCUGAUUUAAAAUCCAAAAGGUCUUCUCCCCCUUCCGGCGUGUCAGCAAUCAGAUCAAGCGCAAACAAACUUGAGCAGGAAGUCAAAGGCAUCCAAACAUCACUGUGCAAACAAAGAGAUAAAAAUGCAAAGAAAGGGAGGAGUGAUGAAUUCCAACUUGGGAGUGGGAAGAUUUACAUUAAAGACAGAAAGCAUAAAGAGGAAAAGAGAUUAGAGAAGAGGAAAGAGAAGAAGGAUAAAUUGAUAAAGGAAAGCAAAUCACAGCCGAAAACAAAACAUAAAGGAGAGUAUUCGCUGGCAUCCUCUGCAGAGAGCAAAAGUGCUAAAAUCACAACAACAAAUGAAGCUCAUGCGAACCGGGAGAGGUCCGUCGGUCGCCCACCCAAACACAAGCACAGAGAGCCCAGGAAUCGAGUGGAGAAGACAUCAUCUAUAAAUCCUUCCUGUAAGAAAGCGGCUCGUCUCGAUCAGCCUUCGCUGCAACAAACCUCUAAAUCUCAGCACCAUAAAUGUCGGAAGAAGAAUAGAAGUUCUGUCAAACCUUUUGUGAAAGAGGUUCAAAUGAAAGAUGCCAGCUCCAAACAAAUAGCGACUGCUGCCUCGCUCAUUUCUGUGGGUGAACCUGGAGCAGAUGGUGAUGCCGAACUCCCCUCUGUUCUAAUCAAAGCCUUGGAGCCUCUUGACUGUGCAAUCUCUGCUGAACAAGCUGGCACUGAGCAGCGACCCGUUCUCAGUGCACCAGAUCUUCAGCCUGUGGCUGUGAUCGGAAGUGGCACUGAAGUGGGAGACAUUGCAAACACCCCACCAGUCCUCAGCUGGCAGGGCUCGCCAGUAUCAGACCUGGGAGAGGAUGAGGAGGAGCUAGAGAAGGGAGUCAUCAGAAGACCUGUACUCCAGGCCAGCCCAACCCAGUGCCUUUCUCCUCCUCCACCACUUGACUUUGAGGACUUUGAUAACCUAACUGAGGAUCCCAGUCAGUCUUUAAACACUGGUUUGGAACUGCCCUCACAAGAGAAAAAGAGGGAAGACAAUGAGAAGAUGGUGAAAAAAGAGCAAUCCGGAUCUUUUCUUCGUGAGUUCAAACACCAUAAAGCAGGGCUCGAUGAUGUCUUCAAAAGCCUUGCAACCUUUCUGGGUGGACAGAGGGUUACAUGUCGAGGUGGACCAUUUGGGGGGCACCCUGCAAGCCCUUCGAAGAUGGUAAAAUUUGCUUCCUCUCUGUCGCUAGGGCCAGAAGUCUACAAUCAGGAAAGCCAGGGUUUAUCCAUCAAGCUUGAACCCAUUACAUCCCGCACCUCUGAUAAUCAUUCAGCAACACACUCUACCUCAAAUGCAGUGUGUUUGACUGACUUGAGUGAGCCUGGUACCAACAGCCUUGAGCAGAAGAGGCAGCAGGAACCCGAUACAGACUGUAAGGAGAGACUACAGGUUACAGAAGAGAGAGUUGAUCCCGUUGGUCACAGUGCAUCUCUUCUGGAUGCUUCUUUGAGUGCAGAGCUGAGAGUGACCACCACACACACACUCCUCACCACCGCCUCGAAGGAUGAGGCGGUGCUCGGCGUGCAGACAAAACACAGAGCCAAAAACAGGAAACGAAAACAAAGAGUCAAGGAUGGAGAAAGAGAAGGGGAGAUCCAGACUAAGAUAAAAAAGGAUAAAACUUGUGACACCAAUCAGAAAAAACGUGCAAAAGAAAAGGAGCAUUCGGGAAAAGGAUUUGCACAUAAAAAGCAAGUUUCAUUCUCAAAAAGUUCAAACCAGGGUACUAAAAAUAGCCACGCUCACAAGAGAUCUCAGCAAGGCAAGGGUUCAAAGAGAGACAAAUCUAACAGGAAAGUUGUAAAACAGGAGAAGAAAGAGCUUCAAUCAGCAGCCAGCUCGGUCGCAGUGCAAUCCAAACAGCGUGCCGCUGAACCUGUCCGUCUCCCUCCCCGUUUGUUCGCGUUACCUGAAGCUUUGCAACAGCGAGCCUUGUCGCUAGGCUUCACCAAGGAUCCCAGGGUCCUCUUGGUCAAGAUGAAAAUAGAUUGCGGGCGGACAUUCAAAGUGUCAGAGUUUACGGAACAAAACAUCCCCCUUUCUGAGCUCUGCAUUAAAAAUACUGGCUGGGAAGUGAUUCGAUCCUGCAAGUCUGCAAGAGUGACAGGAAAAUUUAAAGAAUCCUACCUGCUUCCGACGCUCUCUGUCAAACCCAUCAUGUCCAUCCAAACCCCAAUUCCACGGGAAAAAUUAAAUCCUCCCACUCCGAGCAUCUAUUUGGAGAGCAAGAGAGACGCCUUCUCGCCUGCUCUUUUGCAGUUCUGCACUGACUCCAAAAACGCAGUCACCGUCAUCAGAGGUCUUGCAGGCUCCCUUCGCCUUCACCUUGGCCUGUUCUCCACCAAAUCUCUGGUGGAGGCCAACUCAGACCACGCAGUGGAAGUGCGGACUCAAGUUCAACAGCCUGCAGAUGAAAACUGGAAUCUCAACGGCUCAUCACAGACUUGGCCUUGUGAAAGUAGUCGGUCACACACCACCAUCGCCAAAUACGCCCAGUACCAAGCCUCCAGCUUUCAGGAGAGCCUUCAGGAUGAAAAAGACACCGAUGAUGAUGAUGAAGAAGAAGAAGAAGAAGAAGAAGAGGAGAGGGAAGACAAAGGCAUGUCUUCAGAUUCUUCAGACACAAAUAAAGCAGCCAAAAGCAAAGGGACCACCUCAUUGGCAUCAGUGAAAGGCGACACUUCUUUGAACUUCAAAUCAUCAUCAGUUCCCACUAACAGCCCUGAGCAGAAGUCCAUUGGAAAGAUAAUCAAAUUUGGGACCAACAUUGACCUCUCAGAUCCUAAAAGAUGGAAGCCACAGCUGCAGGAGCUGCAGAAACUGCCCUCAUUCAUGCGUGUGGAGUCGAGCAACAACAUGCUCAGUCUGGUCGGUCACACGAUUCUGGGCAUGAACACUGUCCAGCUGUAUAUGAAGGUGCCCGGGAGCCGCACACCAGGUCAUCAAGAGAAUAACAAUUUCUGCUCCGUCAACAUCAACAUUGGACCUGGUGACUGUGAGUGGUUCGCCGUACACGAGAACUACUGGGCCGCCAUCAAUAGUUUCUGUGAGAAGCACGGAGUAGACUACCUCACAGGGUCCUGGUGGCCAGUGCUGGAAGACCUUUACAGCUCCAACAUCCCUGUAUAUCGCUUCAUUCAGCGGCCCGGCGACCUGGUGUGGAUCAACGCAGGGACUGUGCACUGGGUGCAGGCGGUCGGCUGGUGUAACAAUAUUGCCUGGAAUGUGGGACCACUGAACUCCUACCAAUAUCAACUGGCCCUCGAGCGCUUCGAGUGGAACGAGGUGAAGAAGGUGAAAUCAAUCGUUCCCAUGAUCCACGUCUCCUGGAAUGUUGCUCGUACCCUCAAGAUUUACGACCAGGAUGCUUUUAAUAUGAUCAAACACUGUCUGAUGCAGUCCAUCAAGCACAUCCAGAUUCUCAGAGACCAGCUGGUGGCUGCCGGGAAGAAGAUUUGCUAUCAGAGUCGAGUGAAAGACGAGCCAGCCUACUACUGCAACGAGUGCGACGUGGAGGUGUUCGACUUGCUCUUUGUGACCAGCGAGAAUGGAAGUAAGAAGUCUUAUGUGGUCCACUGUGAAGACUGCGCUCGGGCCAAGAGUCCAUCGCUGUGUGGAAUAGUGGUGCUGGAACAAUAUCGAAUAGAGGAGCUUGUGAGGACAUACGACAGCUUCGCACUGACCCCAUCACCUCCCAGCAAAUGAGGACGCCUCCACUGCACAGUCUUUCAGCCCUAAACCAAAACUAGUGGCAGCAAACAUGAUGUCUUCAAGGCCAUCUACUCCUGCAGACACGCUGAGUCAGCCAAUGACGUUUACCGGGUCUUGUUUACAUCCCACCGUGAGGUAUGGACGUUCAGCCGAUCCAGCUGCACCGCGCCGUCUUCCCCAUACCAGCUGCUGAUUGGACUCCUUUUGAAGAACUAGAAUGACUAGACUGGUACUGUCCAUGACGACAAGUAUUUCACGCGUGUACUAAGAGGUGAGCACUGAAGAUCAGGUCUAUGUUCGACGGACACUGCUGUGAUUCAAAAGCAUCAAGUAGCUGGUUUUGUGUGUUAAUUCAGGUACUUUUAUGCAAAUUUAGACACUUUUUUACACCAAUCUAGUGAUUCUAUGUCCAUGAAUUUGCUGUGACUCUAUUUUACCAGCAGGGGAAUCACUUCACGACAGAAGUAGCUGAUUGUCCGAAUAGCCGUCGUAAUAUUCACUGUUUGUUUGGUAUCCAGGUGAACUGUCUGUAAAACUCUCUGAGGUGCUUAUCUCUUUGGAUCUGUCCCCCACCCGUACUGGACACGUUUAACCAGCCUAGAAGAACACCACAUUGGCCUUGUCAGCUGUAUUUAGAGGAGAUUGUCAUUACAGUAGAAAACACACGGAAAAUACCGUUUAUCUAAGUAUAGAGGAGAAAAAAAAGAGCAAGCGUUUUUACUACUUUCUCUACAAUACGGGUUUACUGGAGGACAGAUAUGGUUUCAUUCCUAGUUGGAACUCAAAUGUGUCCGUGAGUUUUCCUCGGAUUUCUCUAUCCCUGAUCAACGGUCGUGCGUUCAGUGAGUCACCCCGACACAGACACCACGUUGUUUCUAUUUUUGGAAUAUGGAGUAGAAUCCCUCUUUUAUACCUCUUUGUUGCGAUGUUCUCAACUAUAGACAGAAAGUAAAUAAUUGUAAAUUGUGAAGGAUUUUAUAGGAUUGGUGUGCACAGAUGAGAGUGGAAGUGGGGCGUCGCUGUGGUGCUACUGGAUAGCUUCAUGUGUGUUGUUUAGAUUGUGCAAAGUCACGCGACUCUGAGCGCACAAUUGGUGUUACAGUCACCAGGUUGGAGCGUGUCAUUAUUCUUUUAAAUGCAAAGUAGGGAGACGAGAGAGAAGUUGAAUGAUGAGGCAGCACGAUAGCAUGUACCACCCCAUGUCACCAGUCCACUAAAGUACUGCACAUUUAGACCUCAAUAUCUCCACCAUCUUAUCUGAAACUGCCCAAUUCUAACUGGACCACAUUAGUGAAGGACUACUUUUUCACCAUGCAAGGGCCGUUUUAUAUUCAGAUGCAAAUACUCUAGUCAUGGAUGUAGACACCUUCUCACCGUGACCUGUCGUCCAGUUCAACCUGGAGCAGGUUCUGGUGCUCUGAUUUCACUUCUGGUGGAUGAAGGUUCAUGAAACAGUGCCACUAGAUGGCGCUAUCUGUAGUAAUAUAAGGGCCACCUACUGAACUGGACCGGGUUUCGUGGACCCAUCACUAGUUUAGAUAGAAGCAGCGUCACGUCUGUCUCACACAUCAGCAGAACAAGCUCACUGCGACUGACACACAUGAUUUCAUGGCAAUCUACAAAAAUGCAACUGACUUUAGGGCUGAAACAUACGGAGGAUUUUUUCUUUCUGAAUAUUGUUGCCAGAUAUCUGUUGCAAUAUGAUAUGACAGUGUGUUUUGUGUAAACUAAGGGCUCGCGCAGAAGUGCCAUUUACCGCUGCCAUAGCUUUACAUGCAAAACAAGCCAGGGUUUAUGCUACAUCGAGCGUCGCUCGCCGCCAAUGAGAGCCUUCUGAAUCAUGAUCUCUUUGUUCAAGAUGAACUCUCACGUGCUCAAACGUCUUAAAAUGAAGUAGAAACAUAGGAACUAGUGGAUAACACACGUGAUGGAGGUGGACAUGAUAACGGUGGUUGUUUACUGAAAAUCCCUGAAGAAGCAUCAUAACAAAAUGACAGGAAUAUGUUUGAUCCUUGUGGAACUUCAGUCACACAUGGGUGAGUACUGCUGCAUGUUGGAGAGAAACUUUAGUUUGAAUGAUUAAAAACUUUUUUUUAAACCUCCAUGGUUUAAAAAAAAUCCUGGUGGAAGCCCUGAUACAAUAUAUUGUUCACCCCCAAGCAUUUUAACUGAACUGCCAUUCACGAGAGCGUAGAUUUUUUUAAAGCCCAAAAAUGUAUAUAUUUAUGUGUAGGAUAAGAAAACUUAUCUUUGUUAUUCCCACAGGUCAGACAUUUCAUUAUAAAUGAAUUGAUAAAUAGCUGUUUUUUGUUCUGGUGUUGGCGGUUUUGCAUCAACACCCUCUCUUCACGGUGUAACUGCCCUCCAACACACGCCCUGAAGUGAAGCAGCUCCACUUCCCUCGACAGAUGGUGCACACCAGCGAUGUACAUAAUGUAUCCAUUUCAGGUUGAUACGAACUUCUGUGGUAUUGUUCUCGAUGAAUCUGUAUAUGGUCCACCUCAGUCAUUUGUUUUGUUGGUGCUUGAGCAAGACACUAAAGUAGUGUUUCAGUCCUGUUACUGCAACGGGGGGGACAUCCUCUUUCUUUUAUACCUCUUUUUUCGUUGUUCUUUUUUAGAUGAAUGAAAACUUGUGACAUUAUUUAUACUGUACAUGGUUGUUUUGUAUUUAUUGCAUCAUCAAGGUGACUCUUCACUUGACUCGGUGUUUUGAAGCUGUAGUGGGCUGGUGUGGAGAGCUGCAGUCAGGGGGUGGAUUCUUUCCCAUGGUGCUAGACCCCUGCUCGUCUCCAUGCGCCGUUGAUUCACUGUCUCACGCGGAAACAAGAAAUCUCAAUGACUUGGUGCUCAGAAACAUUUCCACCAACAACUGCUAGCAUAAAUCCAAUGAUGUCUCGGUACUGUAUGGACCAGAUCGUGGCGAGAUCUAUCUCAAAUCCUUUCAUUGUAUGAAAAUCAUAAUCUCAUGAGGCUUUAGUGGCUUAAUAAGCAGUAGCGCUAGUUGUAUUUCCCGACAGACGUUUUAGGGAUGUGAUAUUUAAUGGAGUGUGAGCUUUUUGUUCCCUUUUGUGUUGUGUCCUUUGAUCUUAUUUAAAUGCAGUAACAUUGUUUUGAUUUCACCCGUUCCUUGACCUGUAUGAUUUUUUUUUUUUUUUGCUGCACUUAACUGUUUUAAAAGAACUUGCAUAGAAGAAGACCUGAGCCAGACCUGUCUUAAAUCGCUCUGUGAUACUUUCUGUGAUAUAAUUGUAUUGUUGUUUGAGGAAAUAAAAUGUUUUGAUA